Molecule: messenger RNA, 1284 nt
Organism: Umbelopsis ramanniana AG
Lineage: Eukaryota; Fungi; Mucoromycota; Umbelopsidomycetes; Umbelopsidales; Umbelopsidaceae
Exons: 5
Coding region: 101-1198 (365 amino acids)
Biological process (GO): iron ion transmembrane transport
Cellular component (GO): high-affinity iron permease complex; plasma membrane
Molecular function (GO): ferrous iron transmembrane transporter activity
Source: RefSeq, a predicted model, not a curated record
AAGUCGCAGGGUAAAUAAGAAAAAAAAAAUUUGUAACCUUGUUAUUUAUUAUCUGAUCCACAUUUGAGAGAACCCUCUUUGCCCUUUCUCUCUUGUCAAAAUGGCACAAGAUUUAUUCAAUGUCCCCAUCUUCUUCAUUUUGUUCAGAGAAACAACAGAGGCGGCCAUCAUUCUUUCGGUUUUGCUGUCGUUUUUAAGACAAGUCUUUGCCGAUGAUGAAGUCAUAUACAAGCGUCUUAGGAAGCAGGUAUUCUUAGGAACCCUCAUUGGUCUUGGUAUUUGCCUUGCCAUUGGUGGUGCCUUCAUUGCUGUGUGGUAUACCGUUGCAUCCAACUUGUGGAAGAACAGCGAAAAUUUAUGGGAAGGCAUUUUCAGCUUGGUGGCAUCGGUUCUCAUUACAGCUAUGGGGUUAGCCAUGUUACGGACCGAACGUAUGCAAGAAAAAUGGAAAGCCAAGUUGUCAAAGUCCUUCAAUGAAGAGAAAUCCAACACCAGUCGUUUCAAAUCCCUAACCCAGCGUUAUGCUUUCUUCUUGUUGCCGUUCAUCACCAUCUUGCGUGAAGGUCUUGAAGCCAUUGUGUUUCUUGGAGGCGUUGCCCUUGGAGCAGACGGUAAAUCCAUCCCCAUUGCUGCCAUCAUGGGUAUCAUCUGUGGUUGCUUGGUCGGCUAUUUGCUUUACAAAGGUGGAUCCCUUAUGCAUCUCCAUUGGUUCUUUGUCGCUUCUACUUGUAUCUUGUACCUUGUGUCUGCUGGCUUGCUUUCCAGAGCUGUUGGUUACUUUGAGCAAGAUGCUUGGAACAAGAUCAUUGGAGGUGAAAGCGCUGAAGAAAGUGGUUCGGCUAUUGGCUAUAAAGUAACAACCAACGUCUGGCACGUCAGUUGGGGAAACCCUGAUGUAAAUACUUCUGCCAAUGGUGGUUAUCAAAUUUUCAACGCCAUCCUUGGUUGGAACAACACUGCUACCUAUGGCACCGUCAUUAGCUACUGUCUGUACUGGGUAUUCAUCAGCAUUUACCUGGUGUACCUUAGAUUCAAGGAAGAGCGACAGGCGCUUGCUGAAAAGGAGAAAAAGGCAAAUGAACCAUUGGAGCGACACGAUUCUAACUCCACUAUCGACGGUGCAGUCAAUGAAAGCGCAAAAGCCCUUGAAGAAUCACGGCCGUUCAACAAUGAGAAAACACCGAAAUUUUCAUGUUGAUUACUUUCCAAUUACCCAUACAUUACAAAAACAAAAAGUUUGGUCUAUAAAGAUAAAAGAUCAUCAAGCAUACUUUGCAACCUUUU